This is a messenger RNA of Tigriopus californicus, 1272 nucleotides long. RefSeq names its product bifunctional peptidase and arginyl-hydroxylase JMJD5-like. Gene Ontology annotation, cellular component: nucleus. Bases 122 to 1210 code for a protein of 362 amino acids. NCBI's taxonomy places the organism in Eukaryota, Metazoa, Arthropoda, Copepoda, Harpacticoida, Harpacticidae. The transcript has a single exon. The record is from RefSeq and is a predicted model, not a curated record. Gene Ontology annotation, molecular function: histone H3K36 demethylase activity.
AAUCUCCAGUGAUUGUUUAUUUUGAUCUCAUCUGCACUGUGAUAUUGACGACUGAAAAGCUACCAUAAUUCCCGGGGCCCCUCAAGAUUCAUGAUUCCGGAUUUUGUCCAUCCAAACCACUAUGGCGGAUGUGGAUCCAGUAGCUAGUGUGUGUGCAGCCUACACAGAGAUCCCACGGGUGUCUUUCGUAGACCUGUCCACACCGGAAUUCAUAGAGCGGUAUUUCCUUCAAGCCAAACCCGUGGUCAUUACAGGAGCUACCGAGACCUGGCCCGCUCGAGACUGGACCAUCGCUAAUCUCAUGGAGAGGGUGGGCCAAAAUGAGGUGUGGAUACGAGGGAAAACUAACCAGGAUCGUUACCGCCAAGGCAAGGCCUACACAAUUCGAAAAGACACUUUUGACAAUUAUUGCCAGGACCUCCUCCGCUCGAAUGCCAGAGCACGUAGCUCCUAUUUGGCGGUAGCGUCCAUGCAAAUGGCUUUUCCUCAACUUCUGGACGAAGUCCCCUUCCCUCAGUAUAUGACCGAGACCUCGACCAAGCUUCAUCUGGGUCCUUACAUGUGGGUGGCGCUCAAAGGUCACUACGAGUUCUGUCACUUCGAUCCGGAUGAUAACUUCCUGGUCAUGAUUCAAGGGCGGAAGAAGAUUCGCUUAUUCGGGUACGAUAUCGACUCGCUUUAUCCCAAUCCAUUGGGUUCCCAUGGCAAGACCGUCCAAAGUCAGGUGAUUUGUGAUGAGCCGGAUCUAGUGUCAUUUCCCAAGUUUGCCCAUGCCAAAUGCGAGCAUUGCAUCCUCUAUCCAGGCGAGAUGCUGUUCAUUCCGGCCUUUUAUUGGCAUCAGGUGUCAGCUCUCGAUUCUGGGAUUUCCUUGAAUAUGUUUUAUGGUGAUGGAGGCGAGAGCCAAUACGUCAGAAAGAUUCUUCGUCCACCUUACCGGGCCCAUUUUGAGUACUGGUUGUUGAAUGUUGUCGAGCAAAACCGAUCACAGCCUUCCUUUGAGCGGAUCUUGAGUCGGUUACCGGAGGUCCUGGCGCAUUUCUUUAUGAAACAAUGGCAUGACACCGCUGAAAGUGAUCUAAUUCAGACCUGCGUGGAGAUUAUUCGACAGCACUGUCAUAUCCAAGAACUCCCUCCGAAAAAUGAUCAGUCUAAAUUUCCACCAAUGCUCAAAAUCAGGGGAUUGCUCCAUCGAGAUGGAACAAAAACUUAAUUUCUAGAUUUGGAAAUCAUUACAGACGUGACAAAGCAAUAAUGAUGCGUUUAUAUAUUUUA